AUGGACCGCAAGGGCCGCCAAUUGCCGCGCUUCGGUGUACGAUCUGCUACGGCCGUCGAUCUCCCUUGUAUCACAGAAAACACUCAAGGGAUCCCACCAAAUUUCCAGCGGCAGGCGUUUGUUCUCGCCGAAGAACGAAAUGCAUUCUCUAUCAAGCGAGAUGGAGCGCCUCUCCCAUGGGCCUGCUAG
This is a messenger RNA of Penicillium cataractarum, 189 nucleotides long. RefSeq lists its product as uncharacterized. The record is from RefSeq and is a predicted model, not a curated record. Bases 1 to 189 code for a protein of 62 amino acids. NCBI's taxonomy places the organism in Eukaryota, Fungi, Ascomycota, Eurotiomycetes, Eurotiales, Aspergillaceae. The transcript has a single exon.